This is a messenger RNA of Brienomyrus brachyistius, 1559 nucleotides long. RefSeq names its product v-mos Moloney murine sarcoma viral oncogene homolog (gene mos). The record is from RefSeq and is a predicted model, not a curated record. Bases 67 to 1077 code for a protein of 336 amino acids. Gene Ontology annotation, molecular function: ATP binding; protein kinase activity. The transcript has a single exon. Gene Ontology annotation, biological process: protein phosphorylation. NCBI's taxonomy places the organism in Eukaryota, Metazoa, Chordata, Actinopteri, Osteoglossiformes, Mormyridae.
UACGGCUAAUCACUCUGCCAGGAAAAAGUCGCACAAACCUAAUACAGUCUUGGGCAAAAAAGAAACAUGCCCUCUCCUAUCCCAGUAAACCGCCUCUUGCAUAAGGGGUUUGGAGCCACACUUGAAGUGGGAGCCUGCAGCUCUCCCCUGACGAGGCAUGGGAAGAACAUCUCCCUCCAAGUGCCCCGGCAGAACUUCCCCACCAGAUGUGCGCACAAGCUCUGGUCGUCCGUGGUUAACUGGAAGGAGCUGCGGUACCUGUGCCCCAUCGGAUCCGGCGGCUUUGGCUCCGUGUACAAGGGCCGAUACUUCGGCGAGACAGUGGCGGUGAAGAAGGUGAAGAAGUGCGCCAAAAACAAGCUGGCGUCCCGGCAGAGCUUCUGGUCGGAGCUGAACGCGGCCCAUCUGCGGCACAGAAACAUUGUCCGCAUCAUCGCAGCCACCACCUGCAUUCCGCCAAGUGUGGAAAACGAGGAUAAUAUUGGCACGAUCGUGAUGGAGUAUGCGGGAUGCGUCAGUCUACACCAUCUUAUCUAUUGCAGCACCAGCGAGCUGGAGAUGGAGAGGUGCAUGAAGUAUGCACUGGGCAUAUCGAGCGGCAUGGACUUCCUGCAUUCACAUUACAUCGCCCACCUGGACCUGAAGCCAGCCAAUGUCCUUAUUACCGAAGAAGAUGACUGCAAGAUCGCCGAUUUCGGCUGUUCCCAGAAACUGGAGCCCUGCAACCAUGCAUAUCCCGUAACCUCCCAUAUAGGUGGUACCUACACCCAUCGGGCCCCCGAAAUCCUAAAGGGAUCGGAGGUUACUCUAAAGGCAGACAUCUACUCUUUUGGAAUAACUUUCUGGCAGCUCAUAACCAGAGAUCAGCCGUAUGAAGGGGAGCGCCAGGCUGUGCUAUAUGCAGUAGUUGCCUUUGAUUUGCGACCGAAGUUAACAGGCGAGGUUUUCAUGGAGACCAGCCUGGGUAAAAAGUGCAGGUCCCUCAUCUGUAGGUGCUGGACGGGCGAUCCAGCCCAAAGACCCAGUUCCAAGGAGGUUUUAAGCGAGAUCGAGACCAUGCACAUGUCAACCUUUUAAAGUGCCUUGACCAAGAUCAAGUUGUACUUUUUAAAUGGAAAUAAGCACUGUUGAACUUGCGUUUUAGUGGUGCCUAAAUUUUAACCAACGUGUUUGUACGACGUGUGCUUGCUUUUCAGCCUAAUUUAGAUGUCCUUUAUAUCCCUGGAAAAAAAAAAAAUCAAUUUUUCGGCUAAGUGAAACUCGCAAGCCAGGUCGUAAAAUGUAACACCGUUUUUACACGCUUCAAUCGAACCUUUUGAAAAGAUUUUGUAUGUCUUUUUUUCUAUGUGAUUUUGGUCAUUGGGCGAAAACCUGUUCUUCUCCCCCCAUUGCAUUCGAUUUAUGUGAUAAAUCUCGUAAAAAGACGUCUCCUAUUAAUUAUUUUGUAAAAUGCUUGUUUGCUAUGGUGGUUUUUGUACGUUUAUCAUGGGUGCUUGCUUACGACUCCCUAGAGAAACUUGUGUUGUAUAAAACUUAAUUAAAACACUGUUUUGUUUUAA